GCCGCGUUGGUUCGCGCCGUGGAACGCCGAGUAACCACCUUUGUGCGGCGGGCGCGGAGCCGCGGAGUUCGCCCGUCCCCGCCCCAGGUGGGUCGCCGUCCGCGUCCCGCCCAUGCUACGGUCCCCAGCCAUGGCCCUCGCCAUCCGCGUCGUUUAUUGUGGCGCUUGAGGGUACAAGUCCAAGUAUCUUCAGCUCAAGAAGAAGUUAGAAGAUGAGUUCCCCGGAUGCCUGGACAUCUGCGGCGAGGGGACUCCCCAGGCCACCGGCUUCUUUGAAGUGAUGGUAGCCGGGAAGUUGGUUCACUCCAAGAAGAGAGGUGAUGGCUACGUGGACACAGAGAGCAAGUUUCUGAAGCUGGUGGCCGCCAUCAAGGCCGCCUUGGCUCAGGGCUAAUGUGCCCUGAAGGCAGAGGUCUGAAAUGGAGGACUCCCCAAAUUAACACAGAGAAAGUCAAGAAUUACAUAAUUCCAAAGCGGCUUGAGCGGACUCAGUUAUGUGCCUCGGCUGUGAGGAAGGGGGCAGGGCUUGCAAGUCUUAAAACCCGAAAUAGAGCACAUCCCUGGCAUAAACACCAGUAGUGGCUUCUUAGCUGCUUCUCGAAGCUCUCGGUAACUCACAGGGGGCUACUUACAUCAGCAGGAGGUUGCCUGGGGUUCCGAGAGGGGUCCCAUCAGUGGAUGCUUUCAUCCCGCAUAAGCAAAAAUGGGAUUUAUGUAAGGGAAAGGAGGGAGUGGGGGCUCUUGUUGGCCUCUUUUGUGGGUGCAAUUCCCAGGGGUCCCUAAGACCAUCCCCGGGUUCAGGGAUUCGCUAGAAGGACUUCCAGAAAUCAGCAAAGUUACACGCGUGGUUACAGAUGAUGAUAGCGACAGGAUAGCCGUGAAAGUCAGCGAAGGGGAGAGGCGAUGGGGCAGGACCAGGAUACCUCAUUGUCCCCGCGGUCUUUCCGGGGCUCGCGGAUGGCGUGGGCUGUCACCGGCAUCACGGAAACCCAUUUCAGCGGACGGCUUGUCCGGAGAGCAAGUGUUCCCGUGGGGCACAGGUGACAGGUGUCCUGUCGUCUCUGCUAGUGGCUGUCCAGCAACCCACCCCCCCCCGCCCCCCAGCUUUAUUGAGAACUAAGUCUUGACCCACUUUGCCUGUUGGAUUACAACUUUUCCCUCCUGGGCAUCCAGUUGUCCUUGUGCCUCAGUUUCUCCCUGGGACUGCAUUUUGCCCAUCACUUGUCUCUCUUUGUCAUGGGGUCCCCACUGGUCUCAUCCCCUGCAAGCUGACUCCUCUCCACCUCUUCUCUGCACAGUCCAGUGACCUUGGCCCAGCCCCUCGUGGCAGACGCUUCAUGACGGGAAGGACUGAAAUGUCUCAU
Mirounga angustirostris (Northern elephant seal) is the source of this 1364-nucleotide messenger RNA. It is a transcript of the gene SELENOW, whose product is annotated as selenoprotein W. The transcript is spliced from 6 exons. Gene Ontology annotation, biological process: response to selenium ion. Lineage: Eukaryota; Metazoa; Chordata; Mammalia; Carnivora; Phocidae. The record is from RefSeq and is a predicted model, not a curated record.